Closterium sp. NIES-65 is the source of this 5900-nucleotide messenger RNA. NCBI's taxonomy places the organism in Eukaryota, Viridiplantae, Streptophyta, Zygnematophyceae, Desmidiales, Closteriaceae. The record is from the annotation of a GenBank genome assembly.
AUGGCUCCUGGAUCGAAACGCAAGCCCCUUGCUGUGAUUGACAACAUACAGUCCGCUGCACAAGGCGAUGCAGUGCCAGGAAAGUUUCUCCUCCGGAGUGCGUCUAGCAGGAAGGUGAACGAGUCAGCUGUUGCGGUUGCAGGCGUGAUGAAGCUGUUUGAGGAGGAUGGAGAAGAAUGGCAGCAGCAGGGAGAGCAGGGGAUGAAAGGGCCGCAAGGACAGCAAGAGCAGCAGGGAAUGGAUGGGCAGCAGGGGAUUCAAGGGCAACAGGAUAUGCUAGGAGCAGGAGAGAAGCAGGGGAGUCGAGGAUGCAUGGCUAUAGUGCCAGUGACAGAUGAGCCAACGGCUGUAGCUCUCACCACCGCAUUGAACCCAUCUUCCUUGUCACUGCCACCAGAACCUCCGCCACCACCACCACAUACAGGUGCAGCUCUCAUAACCACCGCGCAAAACCCAUCUCCAUUAUCAAUGCUACCACUACAACCACCACCACGACCUCCUGCUGGUUCAGCAAGCUUGUUCCAAACAGCCCGGGGAAAGCCGGUCCCUCUGUCUUCAGCUGCUGUGGACAAGGCGUGUGCCCUGCUGGGCGUGCAACAGCACGAGAGGCCACACUUUGAUGAUGGGGCUAAUCUGGGGGCCGGUAGUACAGAAGGAUCGACUGUUGGGGCGGGCCUGUUUCAAACAGCUUCAAACAAGCCGGUGCGUUUGUCUUCAGCUGCUGUGGACAAGGCGUGUGCUCUGCUGGGCGUGCAGCAGCAUGAGAGACCACGGUUUGACGCCCCUCGCAUCACACCGCCCAUACACAAGCCUGCAGCUCUGUUGAACGCUCAAGGGCACGCAGGGUCUCAAUUCAACGUGCCUCGAAUCAUGCCGCUUACACAUGGGUCCUCAGCACUCCCGGUCGCUCAAGGGCAUGAGAGGCAGAGCUCUCAUGCGCCUGCAGCAAUGGAGCUUGCAGUGCGGAACUCAGCAGCAGAGCUGACAGUAGUGGCACAACCAGAUGCCGGAGCUGGUUUGGGGAGAGCUAAUCGGGGGGAAGCGACUGUAGGGGCGGGUCUGUUCCAAACCGCCCGGGGCAAGCCGGUUUCUGUGUCUUCAGCUGCUGUGGACAAGGCGUGUGCUCUGCUGGGCGUGCAGCAGUACAAGGGACCACAGUUUGUCGCACCUCAUAUCACACCGCCUACACACAAGCCUGCAGCACUCCCGGAUGCUCAAGGGCAUGAGCCGCAGAGCUGUAAUGUGCCUGCAUCAAUGGAGCUUGCAGUGCGGAACUCAGCAGCAGAGCUGGCAGUAAUGGCGCAACCAGACGGUGAAGCUGGUUUGAGGGGAGCUAUACAGGGGGGAGCGACUGUAGGGGCGGGUCUGUUCCAAACCGCCCGGGGCAAGCCGGUUUCUGUGUCUUCAGCUGCUGUGGACAAGGCGUGUGCUCUGCUGGGCGUGCAGCAGUACAAGGGACCACAGUUUGUCGCACCUCAUAUCACACCGCCUACACACAAGCCUGCAGCACUCCCGGACGCUCAAGGGCAUGAGCCGCAGAGCUGUAAUGUGCCUGCAUCAAUGGAGCUUGCAGUGCGGAACUCAGCAGCAGAGCUGGCAGUAAUGGCGCAACCAGACGGUGAAGCUGGUUUGAGGGGAGCUAUACAGGGGGGAGCGACUGUAGGGGCGGGUUUGUUUCAAACGGCCCGGGGCAAGCCGGUUUCUGUGUCUUCAGCUGCUGUGGACAAGGCGUGUGCUCUGCUGGGCGUGCAGCAGUACAAGGGACCACAGUUUGUCGCACCUCAUAUCACACCGCCUACACACAAGCCUGCAGCACUCCCGGACGCUCAAGGGCAUGAGAGACAGAGCUCUCAUGUGCCUUCACCAAUGGAGCUUGCAGUGCGGAACUCAGAAGCAGAACUGGCAGUAAUGGCGCAGCCAGAUGGCGGAGCUAGAUUGGGAGGGGCUAGUCGAGGGGGAGCGACUGUAAAGGCAGGUUUGUUCCAAACAGCUCGGGGCGAGCCGGUUUCUGUGUCUUCAGCUGCUGUGGACAAGGCGUGUGCGCUACUGGGCGUGCAGCAGGGGCCGCCAGCACUGCUGGACGCUCAAGGGCAUGAGAGGCAGAGCUCUCAUGUGCCAGAAGGAAUGGAACUUUCAGUGCGGAACCCAGGGGCAGAACCGGCAGUAGUGGCGCAGCCAGAUGGUGGAGCUGGAGUGGGAGGGGCUAGUCCGGGGGGGGCAACUGUGCGAGCGGGUUUAUUUCAAACUGGCCGAGGCAAGCCGGUUUCUUUAUCUUCAGCUGCCGUGGACAAGGCGUGUGCUCUGCUGGGCGUGCAGCAGUAUAAGGGUCCUCCACAGUUAGAAUCACCCAGGAUCAGUGAAGAACCAGCAGUGCUUCGGCUGAAGGGCGCAGGAGCAGAGCAGACGAGUGCGGCGCAGGCAGAUGGUGGAGCUGGUACAGGCGCAGCGACUAUAGGGGCGGGUAUGUUCCAAACUGCCCGGGGCAAGCCGGUGCAUGUAUCUUCAGCUGCUGUGGACAAGGCAUGUGCUCUGCUGGGCGUGCAGCACUACAAGGGUCCUCCACAGUUAGAAGAACCCAGGGUCAGUGACGAACCAGCAGUGCUUCGGCUGGAGGGUGCAGGCGCAGAGCAGACGAGAGCGGCGCAGCCAGAUAGUGGAGUCAGUCGGGGGGGAGCAACUGUACGGACAACUAUGUUUCGAACCGCUUCAGAGAAGCCGGUUUCAUUAUCUUCAGCUGCUGUGGACAAGGCGUGUGCUCUGCUGGACGUGCAGCAGCAUCAGAGGCCGCGGUUUGAAGGUAGUGCCAGUCUGGGAGGAGCGACUGUCCGAACAGCGGGUCUGUUUCAAACCGCUUCAAGGAAGCCGGUGCACAUAUCUUCAGCUGCUGUGGACAAGGCGUGUGCUCUUUUUGGAGUGCAGCAGCGUGAAAGGCCGCAGGUUGAAGGUAGUGCCAGUGUGGGAGGAGUGACUGUAAGAACAGCGGGUCUGUUCCAAACCGCUUCAAAGAAGCCUGUCGUUUUGUCUUCAGCUGCAGUGGACAAGGCAUGUGCUUUUCUGGGCUUGCAGCAGCAUGAGAGGCCACGGUUUGAAGCUCCCAGGUUCACACCUUCUGGAAUCACCGCACUACACCGUCCCCAACCUGGUGCGAUCCAACCACCUCCACAUGCUCCCCUCGCCCUGCCUGCUCCUUCUGCCCCGCCUGCUCCUCUCGCGCUACCUGCUCCCGAUGCAGUUGAAGAACCUGCUCAUCGUCCCCCUUCCCCUCCUUCAUGGCCCCUCGCCCUCACCCAAACCUCAUCACAAGGUGCGGCCGAGCCUGCGGUGGAGGCUCGGGCAGCUCUUGCCAGGGCAGAGGAAAUGGUUGCGAGCCUGUUUGACCUGGGGACAGGGGGGAGUGGAGGUGGAGAUGGGAGGAAUGGGGAGGGGAGUAAAAGCGAUGGUAGUGGGAGUGGGAGGGAUGGUGGUGGUAGUGGAAGGGGUGGUGGUGGGAGUGGCGAGGGCGGUGGAACGGGGGAGGGAGGUGGAGCUUCCCCACACACUCCCUCACUCGCCCAACCACCUCCCCUCCGUUCAUCCCCUCCCCUUCUCUCCACCACUCCCCUCCACCCCUGUCCUCCUCUCCACCACUCCUCUCCGUUGCACCGAUCACGCAACCCUUCGUACCCCUCCAACUCUCCUCUCCACCCUUCUCAUAAUCCCCUCCACUCCUCUCCCAAUCGACUCCACAACGCUCCCCUCGACACCUCUCCCACCCCUCUUCACCGCGUUGGCACCCCUCUCCGCCGCCCCUUAACUCCUCUAAACCGUUCUCCGUCCACCUCGCCAUCCCCACGGCGGCCGUUCAUCCCGCCCACCUCCACCAUUCCAACCCUAUUCUCCAAGCACCGCCCACCUCGCUCCCGCUCCGCUGGCCUUCCCCCCAUCCCCAUGCGCUCACUCACUGAUGCCACUGAUGCACCAACUCUUGGUGUCAGCCAGAGAGCAGCAGAGGGACGUAUGGCUGCUGACAAUGAUGCAGUAGGUUUAGUAGAUCCAGCAGAUAGGGGGGCUAAUAUGGCAGCUGCAGCAGGUGAUGAAGGAGGCGCAGCAUAUGCAGCAGGCGAUGCCAGUGCAGCAGACCAUGCCAGUGCAGCAGGCGAUGCCAGUGCAGCAGACGAUGCCAGUGCAGCAAACGAUGCCAGUGCAGCAGACGCUGCAGCAGGUGCAGUAGAUUUAGCAGCAAGCCCUGCAAGCCCUGCACUCCCUGCCCUCCCUGCAAUCCCUGCAAGCCCUGCACUCCCUGAAAUCUCUGCAAUAGGGUUGUGCACUGGCGAAAGACAAGAGCAUGCAGCAGCCACGACCACGGAGGAUGAGUGCGUCAUCCGAAACGAUCUUAUAGCAGCAGCAUCAGCAUCACCAGCAGAGGCAGCAGCGGAGGGAUCUGCAGCAAAGGAAGGAGGAAGAUGGGCAUCUGCACGAAAAGGGGAAGGCCAGGCUACUCUGACAGUUCUUGGUGCUCGAGAUGGUGGGGAGAGGGCGAAUGUUGGGGCUAAGGAGUUUAGGGACAUGCUGAUUGCAGCAGGCGCCCGGCGCAAGUUUGCCACACAAGAGUGGGUGACGAACCACUACCACUGGGUGGUGUUGAAGCUGGCCUGUCAGGAGCGCAGCUUGCGUGUCCAACAUAAAACCUCCUUCCUGCCCCUCUCCCUUUUAACCCCUCCCUUCUCCCUCAACCGCCCUUCACAGGUGGGUGUCGAACGACUACCGCUGGCUGGUGUGGAAGCUGGCCUGUGGGUGUCAAACCACUAUCGCUGGGUGGUGUGGAAACUCGCUUGUCAGGAGCGCAGCUUCCCCCGUCGCCUUGCAGGAAGGAUGCUGACUGUGGAGAGAGUGCUGGAGCAGCUCAAGUACAGGUACGAGAGGGAGGUGAAUGAAGGCAAGCGGUCGGCUCUGAAGAAGGUGUGCGAGCGGGACGCUGCUGCUGGCAGCCCCAUGGUACUGGCUGCCUGCUCGCCUCAUUUUUUUAGUCGACUCAUAACCCCACUUUCCCCACAUGCGUCCCUCUUCAUCCAGGUGUGUGGGGCGGUGCUGAAUGGCUGCAUGGAAGGCCUCCCUCCCCUCGAGGCGUGCACAGCAGCAACGCUCGCCCUUCACUUCAACGGCACCUUCCCAGCUCACUGGUCCACCAAGCUGGGCUUCUAUUUUCCACCCUUUCUGUCUCCCUGCUGCUCUCUAUCUAUUCCUCUUCGCUCCUCCCUCCCCCUCCUCAUCUCCCCAUGUGCUUCCCCUCAUCCCUCUGCUCUUCUCCCUCUGCCCUCCCCCGCUACAGGCCGACAGAAGCCGCCUGUCCCAAUGGCACUGCGCAGGGUGCGGGAGGACGGGGGAGCUAUCCCCCUUACGUGUGUGGCCAUUGCACGGGUCUAUCCUACAAUGUACUGGGAGAAGAACACCGCAAGGAAAGCUGAUGCGGAUGCUGCUGCUGCUGCUGCUGCUGUUGUGCCCGGUGCACUGAUGCUGUCACAGGAGAGGCGGAGGGCAGCAGUGCAGGAGGCAGUGGAUGACGCAUUGACAGCUGAAGAGAAGCGGAGGGCGGCAGUGCAGGAGGCGGUAGAUGACGCAUUGGCAGAUGAAGGGUUGAAGGAACGGGACGUGUGCCCUGUGGUGAAAGUGCGAGUGGUGGGACUCACUGGGAAGCGAUCCAGGGAGGAGAGGGAGGAGGGGACAGGAGAUGACGAGGAGGGGGAGUGGAGCAAGAGGGUGCGGCAAGGGGAAGGGAUGAUCAGCAUUUGGCGACCCAGUGACGAGCAGCUGCAAGAGCUGGUGGAAGGAGGCGUGUAUCUGGUGGCGGGCCUUCAGCCGUCCGCCACGCGGCGUGAUGCAAUUGGUCCGCUGCUCUCCCUCAACGCCAGCCGGUCAACCAG